Molecule: messenger RNA, 5388 nt
Organism: Chionomys nivalis (European snow vole)
Lineage: Eukaryota; Metazoa; Chordata; Mammalia; Rodentia; Cricetidae
Gene: Sec22c
Product: SEC22 homolog C, vesicle trafficking protein
Exons: 7
Coding region: 287-1201 (304 amino acids)
Biological process (GO): endoplasmic reticulum to Golgi vesicle-mediated transport
Source: RefSeq, a predicted model, not a curated record
CGAGACGUGCAUGGGCCGUGGGGGAGCAAGCAGGUGCCAGCCCUUUAAGAUUCACGCAAUUCCGAAGUCUCAACAACCGGACUGAGGAGACGCGCCACGAUUGGUCUGUUUGGGUGUGAGCGUCGCUUAGCAGCAGCGAAUGAGAAUUCAAGUCGUGCGCACGCGUACCGCAUCCUACCUCCUGCAGCCCGGCCUCCGGUGACCUGCACCCGGCCGGGUGGGCUGUGGUGGCCGAGGCGGAGAUCGGCCGCGGGGCGAGGUGUCCUCAUGACUUCUCUGGCGGACCAUGCCCAUGAUCGUUUUUGCCAGCAUAGUACGGGUGAGGGAUGGGCUGCCCCUCUCAGCCUCCACUGACUUCUACUACGCCCAGGAGUUUCUGGAAUGCAGGAGGCAGCUCAAGGCCUUAGCCCAGAGGCUGGCUCAGCAUCCAGGCCGAGGUUCUGCAGAAAGCCGUGACUUCCAUAUCUAUUUCUCAUCAUCGGGGGACGUGGCCUGUAUGGCCAUCUGCUCACGCCAGUGCCCGGCAGCCAUGGCCUUCUGCUUCCUGGAGACUCUGUGGUGGGACUUCAUAGCUUCCUAUGAUGCCACAUGCAUUGGCUUGGCCUCCCGGCCCUACACUUUUCUUGAGUUUGACAGUGUCAUUCAGAAAACAAAGUGGCAUUUUAACCACAUGAGCUCCUCCCAGAUGAAGAGUGGCUUCGAAAAGAUUCAGGAGGAGCUUGAGCUCCAACCUCCAGCACUUCUGUCCCUGGAGGGCACAGACGUGGCCAAUGGGGGCGUGCUGAAUGGCCACACCCCGGUGCACGCUGAGUCUGCCCUGAAUCUGCGGAUGGAACCGGUGACGGCGCUGGGCGUUCUCUCCCUCGUGCUCAACAUCAUGUGCGCUGCCCUGAACCUCAUCCGCGGAGUUCACCUCGCAGAACACUCCUUACAGAUCGCCCAGGAGGAAGUUGGGAACAUCCUGGCCUUCUUUGUCCCUUCUGUGGCCUGCAUUGUCCAGUGUUACCUGUACCUGUUCUAUAGUUCAGCCAGGACUCUGAAGGUGGUGCUGAUGCUGGCCUUCAUCUGCCUGGGCAACGUGUACCUGCACGGGUUGAGGAACACCUGGCAAAUCCUCUUCCACAUAGGAGUGGCUCUUCUGUCUUCAUAUCAGACCCUAACCAGACAGCUGCAGGAGAGGCAGUCUGACUACGGAGUGUGAGGACAGCAUCAUGCAGUGAAUGGAGCCUUUGACUUCCCCUCCCCAUCCCCGGAAGGCCAGUCUGUUUCUGCUCCUGCUUCUCAACUUCACCUCAGAUCUCCAUCCAUGAAGCUCCCGAGAUCACAGGUUCUGGCAGGUGUCAUGGAGGGCGCAGGACAGGCAGCCGAAGCCAGAGCUUGCCGGGAGAGCAUCUCUGCUGGUCAGAGUGAUCAUGUGUUGGUCUCGUACCUAAAGCGAUGCUGCACACCGCUAGAUUCCGUGAUGGUAGCUUUGGUCGUUGGCCUGCCAGGAAACGGUCUGCAAGGAGACUCUUUAAAGUUGAAACCAGUUUGUGGUUCCAGUGAAACCUCGGUCAGUUUUCCCUAGAGUGUCAGGGUAAAUUAAAAGCUUGAAAAUACGGCUCAUAAAUGUAAGCUAGAUAAAUUUUGUUUACAUUUUUGAUAACUUGGGUUCGAUAUACUUUUGGAAUAUUUAAAUAUAUUUUGGAUAUAAAUUGAAGCUCAUUUAGAAUGAAGGCAAACUUAGGCUAAAGAAAUGCUAAGUAAAUCCGAGUUUAUUUAAUUUACAGAGACCGUUUAUGGUGGUGGGACUCUGUGGAUACGAAUGUUGUCUAUAUCUCUUUGCAGGGUCUAUCUGAAGAUCGUUAAAUUAAUAACCAAUAUUACUGGGUCAUAAGCACAUGGACAUGAGUAGAUGUGAGAGCCCCCGGGUCCUUUCCAUGGGGCAGAGAGGAGUGGAAAUGCUGGGGUUCAGCGGUGCUUGGCAGAAUUGGGGAGAGGCUUCAGUCAUCUUUGGGUGGCAGCCCAGUGCCUGUUAAGGUAGCAUUGCUGGAGGCGUGGUCCUGCGUGCCUCCUGGAGAGGCUGCGCUUGAGUGUCUCGGUUAGACCGAGGGCCCUGUUGUUUUGUGGGCAGGCAUUGAGUGGGUGUUAGCGUUGCAAAGCUUCGUGUGACUGACACUCGUGGUGCAAAGCUGCUAAGGUGUGCUUCUGAAUAAGAGCCCCCUGCAUCUCCAGUGUGGGUAUCUGGUGGCACUCAAGAAGCCAUGUUGGGGUUCACCCCUCUGGCUCGUUCUUGGAGUAGUGCCCCCACAACUGUGUGGGUUGAGCCAUAUGGCUCCGUAAGUGAUCAGUCCUAUUUUGAUCGUUUCUGAAGGAGAAAGCCAUCCCCAAAGUUACUGAGUAGCGGGGAAGACAGGUGUGUGGGGUAAAGAGUUCUCUUGCUUGGCUGUCGCUGGUACUGCACUUUGGCCAGCCACCAGGUGUCUGUGACCCAGAACUGGGUUGGGAAAGCAUUGCCGUCUGACUUUGUUUCCUUAGAGGAGAAUUUUCUAUUUUUAAUCAAAUCUACAAUGUCUGGGUAUAAAUGUCAUAUUGGCAACAUCCUUGGAUGUGAACGUGAGCCUUGUGUCUUUGUUGAUCUCACACUGUGUAAUUCUGUAUAUUUUGCAUAAGCAAAUGUUCAUUCUUCCUGAGAGAGAAGUGGCCAUAGAGGAGGCCAGAGGGAAGAGAAAAUUCUUUUAAUUCGAAGCAUACACUCAAAACAUUUUUUAAGUUAAAAAAAAUCAGCCUAAAAAUACACUUUUUCCUUGUAAGCCUCUGUGUUGCCCCUGUCUGGAGACCCCACACACUCUAGGGGUUGAGCCUGUGGUCAUCAGUCAACGAGCAGUGACUUGUGAGUGAGCGGUCCUGAGGGUGAGCCCUUGCCAGAGACACUUCAUAACCCUUAGAUGCUAGCGAGGGUGUUGUCCACACUUGGUUGACAGGGUUCCAGACUGUCAUAAAUGGAAGGAAAAGGUGCUUCAAGGGAAACAGAAAACAGAGAACCUUUAUCCGGAAUACAGCCAAGCAGGCUCACCUCCUUAGAAGAGGGUGGUGACGGGAAAUAAAUUUCCAGGAAACCCUGGGUUUUGGGGUAACUUGGUUCAGGCCUGGAUGUUGGUAUCCCCCGUGGGAUCUUUGAUGCCCAGAACCUGGUUCCAAGGCAGGAGUGCUCCUCUAGCAUCUUUAGAUGAGUAGCUAGGUACUGCUGCCCAGCUGGCUCACAUAACACGGCGUUGAGACGGCCUCCAGGUGCUUUUCUGUCCAGAUGCUCACAGACUGCGGACGGACUUCUGCAGGUGCCGUUGUCUGCUGGUACCGGGUGGGAGUGACCCGGCACUCAGGCAGAAAGCAUAUGAUUCUGGUGACUUGCCCCUCAGUGAGCCUUAUCUUGGCGGGAACUGUACCUGACUUCCCUUUUUCUGGGUGGAAAGAGCUGGACUAUCUCAGUCACGGACACCUCACUGACCCCAUGGCUGUGGUUCUUGCUGACCGUGAACCCUGUUGACAUGCAUUGUGGGCUUUUUCUUCGAGCCCCUUUCUUCCCUGGCCACUGUGUAUCCCUCUCCUCUGCCUGUUUCCACUCUGCCUCCUACAUCCCUGCCUCCAGAGAGAGAUGUAGGCUAGAGUCUAGAGAGACAGGCACCAUGAUGGAGAGGGAACCGACUUUGAAGCCUGACCCUCUGCCCCACCUCGGCUCAGCGCUCAGGAGAACGAGCACUUUGAUGGUCAUCUCCUGUCAUCUCCGCUGGGAGCUAGAGCAGUAGCCGGCAGACCCAGGGAGGUGACCAGAGCCUAGGAAACGGCAUCAGGGCGGAACUUGCGUUCACACCUGGGUUGCUCCUUGAAGGAAAUGCCUGCCCACUGUGACACCAUCACAGCCACCUUCCAGUCUCUUCUGUAUGCUUGACAAUGAAUAACAUGUGAAAGAGGCGGGGCAUGUCCAGGAAUGCAUACAUGAGAGAGGCGGGGCAUGUCCAGGCAUGUGCACAUGAGAGAGGUGGGGCAUGUCCAGGCAUGUGCACAUGAGAGAGGCGGGGCAUAUCCAGGCGUGUACACAUGAGAGAGGCGGGGCAUGUCCAGGAGUGCAUACAUGAGAGAGGCGGGGCAUGUCCAGGAGUGCAUACAUGAGAGAGGCGGGGCAUGUCCAGGCGUGUACACAUGAGAGAGGCGGGGCAUGUCCAGGCAUGUGCACAUGAGAGAGGCGGGGCAUGUCCAGGUGUGUACACAUGAGCGAGGCGGGGCAUGUCCAGGUGUGUACACAUGAGAGAGACACGGCAUGGUCAGGAGUGCACACUGCUGUUAGCCAUGUCCAGCAAACCCUUGCUGAGCUACUCCUCAUGCCUGGAUGUCUUCUUUGGGUCUGGGGUCAUCCUGCCUGUGUGCUGUGAGAGCCAAGAAUGGGGUGGAAGAAACCGGGUGUGCCCUCGAGAGACGAGGCAGGGUCAGCCAACCCAGUGGCCUGGGGGUCAGCUUUGUUCUUUGACUCAGUGGAAGUCCCUGCCUGCCGUCCUCAGCAUCUCCCUGCGAGAGGACAGGAGCACCAGCUCGCAGUCCCUGUAUGGUCCUGUGAGGAUUGCAGGUGGCCACGGGGAGAGGGCCGCAAGGUCGCUGGGAGUGUGCAACAGGCCACAGACCUCACCUGUGCUCAGGUGGCAUUUCAUGCUGCUGCCGUCUAACUGGCUCCUCUCUUCCCCUGGACCCGCCUCUUCGUCCUGGGCACGGACAGCCAUUAUCUCUAGACCUGCUCUAGGAUCCCAGGAAUCUAGUCGUAGAUUGGGUCAGAGUUCAGUGUUCAUCCCCAGUCAACAAGGAGGGCCCCCCGCAAUCUCUCCCCCACUCUCGUGUUGCUGGGGAGACGUCAGCAGGGCAGCUGUGGAGGGGGCUGGUAAUAGUGGGCGAGGGAAAUGCUCACCCAUGGGAUGUGAUGGGCAGGGCUGUGGCCCACAAUUGCCUUAAAUUAACCUCAUUCUUCUUUCUCUUUGAUCCAUGUCUGCUGCAUUAUGUGUGACCUUUAACCCUUAUAUUGAUAUGAUUCUUAGAUUGCUUCAGAAACAUUACCUAAUGAAAACUUUGUACGACACAGCCCCUAGGAUUUGAUUUGGCUUAGUGGGUUUUUCUAAGAACAUAAAAGAAUUUGCUAAUUUAGGCCAAACCAUUUAUUCCACACACUCACCCCCAAGGUCUGCUGCCCAUAUUGUAAGCUACUUCUCAGUUGAUAACAAAGAUCUAUUUUGGGUACCCGAUGGGCACAUUUUAACUUUCACAUACUCAUAAACUGAAACCUGUGAUGACAUACUGAUCUUGUACAGCUGUUUGUAUACCGUGUAAAAUGACAUGAGGUGGCUUCAGAAGUGUGUGGAGAAUAAA